Messenger RNA from Ascoidea rubescens DSM 1968, 969 nucleotides. It is a transcript of the gene PPG1, whose product is annotated as putative serine/threonine-protein kinase PPG1. Gene Ontology annotation, molecular function: protein serine/threonine phosphatase activity. Gene Ontology annotation, cellular component: FAR/SIP/STRIPAK complex. The transcript is spliced from 2 exons. NCBI's taxonomy places the organism in Eukaryota, Fungi, Ascomycota, Saccharomycetes, Ascoideales, Ascoideaceae. Gene Ontology annotation, biological process: peptidyl-serine dephosphorylation. The record is from RefSeq and is a predicted model, not a curated record. Bases 1 to 969 code for a protein of 322 amino acids.
AUGACAUUGACUGACUCCUCGUUGACUGCUCCUCUAGAGCUAGAUAAGUGUAUCGAAAGAUUAUAUCGUCGAGAGCUAUUGCCUGAGGUCACUAUACAUGCCUUGUGUUCUAAGCUUAAGGAACUCUUGAUCAAAGAAAGCAAUGUAGUUUACAUCAAUACUCCUGUGACUGUUGUUGGUGAUAUUCAUGGUCAAUUUCAUGAUCUAAUUGAAAUAUUCAGAAUUGGUGGGUUUGCUCCUGAUACAAAUUACUUAUUUCUAGGUGAUUAUGUUGACAGAGGCAUGUUUAGUGUUGAAACAAUAACUCUAUUGAUAUGUCUAAAAUUAAGAUAUCCUAGCAGAAUAAAUUUGAUAAGAGGCAACCACGAAUCCAGGCAAAUAACGCAAAAUUAUGGUUUCUAUUCUGAAUGCCAUCGAAAAUAUGGCUCCCCUUUGGUUUGGGGUUAUUUUACUGAUAUGUUUGAUUUUUUAAUACUAUCCGUUGUUAUUAACGAUACCAUUUUUUGUGUGCAUGGAGGAUUGUCACCAAACGUCCAUAGCAUUGAUCAAAUUAAAUUAGUGGACAGGUUUCGUGAAAUACCUCAUGAAGGUGCAAUGGCUGAUCUAGUUUGGUCCGAUCCAAAUGAUGAAGAAAAUGAUUUCCAACUUUCUUCAAGAGGUGCUGGCUAUACUUUUGGUUAUGAUGUUGUCAAAAAGUUUUUACAAUUUAACUCAAUGGAUAAAAUUUUACGAGCUCACCAACUAUGUAAUGAAGGCUACCAAAUUUACUUUCAUGGUUUAGUGACAACUGUUUGGUCUGCGCCAAAUUAUUGUUAUAGAUGUGGAAAUCGAGCAAGUAUUUUGGAAAUAUAUAAUGAUCAGCAAAGUUUUUUCAAUGUUUUUGAAGAAAGUCCAGAAAAUGCAAUUGAAAUAAGAAAAGAAUCCGACAGAAUCAAAACUCAAUUAAGACCUGUUGAAUAUUUCUUAUAA